CGGAGAGGGGAGGUCUGCCGUUCUGCGUAACACCGAUUGUUGUUUUUUUUUUUUUUCCUUCUUCUUCUUUUUUUUUUUUGGGUGUGUGUUUCGUUCAGGGUUCGUUUCGGUUCGAUGUUAGGCCUCUCGUUUCGCGAACAGAGCAGUUGACCGCCUAUGAGCGCCGACAUCGCAGUCCUUUAUUCCGGUUAGUUAGACCCUCCCUAUCGAAGAGGCGCAAUGCCUAGCCACCCGCUGCGUGUGGCGGUCGUGUGCUCGAGUAACCAGAACCGCAGUAUGGAAGCGCACAAUAUCCUCAGCAAGCGUGGAUUUGAUGUGCGAUCAUUUGGGACUGGGUCUCAUGUGAAACUACCCGGUCCUGCUCCGGAUAAACCAAAUGUAUAUGACUUCAAAACAACAUAUGAACAGAUGUACAACGACUUGGUCCGCAAGGACAAGGAACUAUACACACAGAAUGGAAUCCUACACAUGCUGGACCGCAACAAGCGCAUCAAAACAAGACCUGAGCGCUUUCAGAGUUGUAAAGACCAGUUUGACCUCGUCAUCACCUGUGAAGAGAGGGUUUACGACCAAGUUCUGGAGGAUCUGAACUCCAGAGAGCAGGAAACUCUCCAGCCGGUGCACGUCAUCAAUGUAGACAUCCAGGAUAAUCACGAGGAAGCCACGCUCGGGGCCUUCCUCAUCUGUGAGCUGUGUCAGUGUAUCCAGCACACUGACGACAUGGAGAAUGAAAUCGACGAGCUACUACAAGAGUUUGAGGACAAGAGCAACAGGCCUUUUCUCCAUACCGUGUGCUUCUACUGAUACCCCCUCACAAAUCUUGCAAUAAAACGUACCCCAGGACCAGAAGCAAACAAAGUCCUUCAAGAUGCACAUACAUACUUGCAUUUCCCUCAGUAAUCUACACUCGUUUGGUACAAAAUGAGUGCGCACACAUCACACAGAACUUCUUGCAAAGACUUCAUGGCGGUUGUUAGCGAAAAUGAUGAUGGUUUUGUUUUGGUUGCUUUUUGAUUUCCUCUGCAGAGGACAGGCUGAGGCUGUUGCUCUGCCUUUACUCCUGGGUCAAGUUCAGGCCAAAGUCCUCCACCCAUCCCACAGUGAAACCACACAGCCAUGUUACCCUGGAACAAGCAAAUCCCCUCAAAUAACCCCUCAUCCAGCCCUUCUGAGUUUAUGUUCUUUUCUUUCUUUUUUUCUCCUAAAUUGAUGCUGAUCUAGGUUCUGUAUGACAUGAAAUAAUUGUAAUGACUGCGUAUAUGUCCCAUUUUAUGCCUAAACAGGGAUAGUGUAAAUGUUUUAUAUUGGAAUCAGAGGAGGUUUAUAUGAGGUGAGUGCGUGUCUUGGUGUGCAGCUGUGUGUGCUAGGUAGUUGGAGUAACUUAAUAUGGGGGGCCAUAAUUACCAAAUCUGAGACCUUAAGGCUCUCCCCCGGUUUAUUUCUCUAUAAAGUAUUGAUUCAUAUUUAAGGUGAGAUUUGCUGUCCUUCAGGACAUAGUAUUUUUUUCUUUUUCUUUUGUAAAUUGUGAAAGAAUUGAAUUGUAAUUAUUUGCAAACUGCAAGCUCAGUCCAGAGUGCCUGAAUUUCUGUAUGUACAUAAGAAUUCACUAAAGAAACGAACAUCUCACCUUUUGUGACUUGUUUUUUU
Lampris incognitus (smalleye Pacific opah) is the source of this 1647-nucleotide messenger RNA. RefSeq names its product SSU72 homolog, RNA polymerase II CTD phosphatase (gene ssu72). Gene Ontology annotation, cellular component: nucleus; mRNA cleavage and polyadenylation specificity factor complex. The transcript has 5 exons. NCBI's taxonomy places the organism in Eukaryota, Metazoa, Chordata, Actinopteri, Lampriformes, Lampridae. The record is from RefSeq and is a predicted model, not a curated record. Bases 220 to 804 code for a protein of 194 amino acids. Gene Ontology annotation, molecular function: RNA polymerase II CTD heptapeptide repeat phosphatase activity. Gene Ontology annotation, biological process: termination of RNA polymerase II transcription.